Solanum tuberosum (potato) is the source of this 1770-nucleotide messenger RNA. RefSeq names its product protein UPSTREAM OF FLC-like. The coding region runs from base 174 to 1463 and encodes 429 amino acids. The record is from RefSeq and is a predicted model, not a curated record. NCBI's taxonomy places the organism in Eukaryota, Viridiplantae, Streptophyta, Magnoliopsida, Solanales, Solanaceae. The transcript is spliced from 4 exons.
ACAUUCUUCCAGCUAGACUCUCACACAUCACCUUAUAAACGUGAACCCCCGCCAUUUACUCUUUAGUAUAAUUUUCAGUUUCCACAACUUUCACUGAAUUCCAAGCUUUCAAAUUUCAAAUAUCGAGGUUCCAUUUCUUCUAAGUUUCUCAAAUUAAGCGGUUGGGAAGAACUAUGUCGAGGACGACGGAGCUCCAAAUGCACAAGAAAUGGAAAGGUAGAGAAACAAGCCCUGAACGUACCAAAGUUUGGACUGAACCUCCUAACCAUAAGCUCAGAAAAGUACCCGUCGUUUACUAUCUCUCCAGAAAUGGCCAACUUGAGCAUCCUCAUUUCAUGGAAGUGCCUCUUUCCUCCCCUGAUGGUCUGUAUCUCAGAGAUGUUAUCAACCGCUUGAAUUGUCUUCGUGGAAAAGGCAUGGCCUCUAUGUACUCCUGGUCUGCUAAAAGAAGCUAUAGGAACGGAUUCGUGUGGCACGAUUUGACAGAGAAUGAUUUUAUAUACCCAGCACAUGGUCAAGAGUAUGUUCUGAAAGGAUCAGAGCUUCUCGAUAGCGCAUUGCCUUCACAACCCGAUGAAAUCGCUUGUUCUAAUUCUAGAAAUCCGGUGCCGGAAAUACAGAAAAUGAGUGAAGAUCGUGAGUUUCCUGCAGUGGCAAGGCGCCGGAACCAGUCCUGGAGUUCCUCCGAUUUCCACGAGUACCUAGUUUACAAGGCCGAAUCACCCGGCGAAUUACUUGGAAGAAUUGGAGCCGACGCUUCAACUCAAACAGAGGACAGGCGACGCCGGCGAAGAGGAAUGCGAAUCGUCGAAGAAGAAGAAGAAGAGUUGAGAGAAGACCGGACCAUUGAACCGGACGAUGUUGAACAUAGUCCGAACCAGUCAACGGAGCUGAACAGAGGUGAAAUUUCACCACCACUAUCCGAUUCAAGCUCUGAAACGCUAGAAACGUUGAUGAAGGCGGACGGAAAAGUAAUCUUACGGCCAGAUACAAUCAGCGAAGAUCCAACGGCUAAUACUCAAUCAAGCGGAAAGAGUAAAGCAGCUUCCGUUUUGAUGCAAUUACUCUAUUGCGGUUCAAUGUCCUUCAAGCAAUGCGGACCCGGUUAUGGGAAGGAAAAUGGAUUUUCCUUGAUUUCACAGUAUAAAAGCCGUCUGCCACGUAUCAGGUGUACCAAUCAAGCGGUGAAGGAUGUAGAGAGUCCAAUGGUGGAAUAUCAUGGAAGUGAAGAGAGAAUUAAGCUGGAAGAUAAGGAGUACUUCAGUGGGAGUUUAAUAGAGAUGAAGAAGAAGGAGAAAUUUCCAGCUCUAAAGAGAUCUUCUUCAUACAGUGUAGAACGGAGUACAAAAUUGGAGCUGACUGAGAAACAAAAAGAAGUGAAAACAAAAUGUUAUCUGCGAAAGCAAAAGAAUCGAUCGACCCGAGAGGAUGGAAACAGUGAUUUGUCUAAUGCCUUGCAGUAGCAUUUGCUAUUAUUUUUAGUAAUACUAGCUAGUGAUCAACAUGGUAGCAAGAUGAGUAGAUGAUAGUGGUUAAGCAGUAGAUUAGGAAAUAGUAGAAAAAUUUGUGGAGACAAUUGCUCCUGAUCUCAGUUGUAGAUGUUUGCGUGAAUUUCAACAGUAAAAAUAACUAAAUUAUCUGUAUCAAGUGUUUGCAUCAAACAAAUGAUGUGAGACAUACUAUUGAGCAAUGAUUAAUAUGUUUGUUGCACCAAAUCAAGAGGAAAUCUUGGAACAAUGAGUUCAAACCAUGGAAGUUGGAAGCAGUCAA